Messenger RNA from Schistosoma margrebowiei, 2100 nucleotides. Lineage: Eukaryota; Metazoa; Platyhelminthes; Trematoda; Strigeidida; Schistosomatidae. The record is from the annotation of a GenBank genome assembly.
AUGUAUUCACAAUUAAAAAAAGUCGACUUGCUUUUAGGAGCUGAGCAUGUAAAUAUUGGGUUGUGUUUACCGUUGCGCGACCUAGGAUCCGCAAAUAAUAUGCCGCAAGAUUCGAAAUAUCUGCUAAUUAGGUAUUCAUCUGUGGUUUUGAGGAAUUUGAGGAUAUUGGACUAUGAUUUUGACACACACAACGUUCCUAAACAGGCAGAUUCAUUUUCAUCUUUUUUCAAAAUAUCCCGCAAAGUAGAGUUUAUACAUAUACUCCACUUCUUAUUUCGGACUCUAAACCCUGUGAAAUAUGAUACGGAAUUAAGGGCGUUUCUAGGUCCUAAAUCUGAUGUUGGGUUCAAGAAUGCUACUUACCGCUGGUUACGCAUUUUGUCAGCUGAGUUUCCUAAAGUGAUCUCCAACUUUUUCGUCACUUGGGGUUGCCCUGCCGGUAUUGGCGUUAUGCGUCUUCUGGCUAAUCUAUCUUCUUAUGUCUUAGUAAUUUCAAACGGCAUGUUAUCCUUCAACAAACAAAUCAUGGAAAAUGAUCCUGACUGUGAAUGGAUGUCAUUCAACUCUAUAGAAAGUGUUCAGCGCAAUCUAGAACAUUCACUUUCCCAUAUUAUUUCGGGAGAUCUGCUCCAAAGGGAACUUCAAAAAGGAUCUGAAGCUCUGGAUGUUGAAGUUCAGCAUGCAUCAGAAGAAAUUUUGAAAUUCAAGCACCUCAUUGUUUCAGAUUCCGAUUUACGAAAUAAUAUGAACGAUACGCAAUUGUUUUCUCUUUGUUCUGAUAAAACCAUUGGACUCCCGGAUGAACUAAUUGCUUAUCAAUUGGAGUUAACAAAAAAAGUAUCCACUUUGAAACAACAAAUUAAAACGUACUUAGACAGACACAAGCCGUCUUUACUGCAGUUUAACAAUAUACUGGAUAGUUUAAAUGAUCAUAAACCGUUUACUCUAAAUGGUUCCAAGAUGAGAUUUCUACAGUCAGGAAACAUAUUGUCAUCAUAUUUAAAUGACAAUACCAAGGAAGAACUAAAGCAAAUAAAUGGCAAAUUAAAUUUUCAUUUAUUUCUGCGCCAUUCAAUGAUGCUUUUACAAAUGGCUUUCAAAUCUUACAAUCCUUGUUUUACAAAUGAUAAAUUUCAAGAAUUAUCUUCUUCACAGUGUAGUUCAUUGAAUCAAAAUAGUUCAUCAGAUUGUCUUACUGUAUUUAAACAAGCUGUUGGUCAGUUUUACUCUCAAACAUCUAUCGAUUCUAAUUUCUCAACACAUUCUGAGAAGGAACUCUGUCAGUUAAUGAAUGAAAUGCAUAGUAGUAUUGAUAAAUUACAAUUGGAACUAAAAGAUGAGUGGCUUCGGGAAUCACAACUGAACAUAAAAUUUCCAGAACUUUCAGCGACCUAUUCGACCAUAUCUCAACCUUGCAUUUCUUACGAAACAGGUGAUGAGUAUGAUGUAAAUAACAAGUUUAAUAACACUUUUGAUAUAUCAGCGGAAAGUACCCUAAAUAAAACAGAUGAGGCGUUACCUGAAUCUUCUCACCAGUUGUUUAAAAAGUCACCAGCAAGGAGUAAUUUACAGUUCAACUUUCCUGAUGAAUCCACCUACAAGCAUUCAACAUCAUCACUUAAAUGUAGUCCAGUUAACGAUCCUAGAAUGAACUUCUUGGGUCUAAAGAAAGGAAACUAUUUGAAAGUUGAUCAUGCAAUUUCUAAUUCGUUAUCUCCACCCCGCACGCGAGAAAUUGAAAAUACUUUGCAAAAUCUAAGUAUAAACUCACCAGAAAAUGUUCUUACCGAUAAAAUGUGUACGGAAGUUAUGUCCAGUACAACUGAUAUGUUAAAAAUGAAGGGACUUGAUUAUUGUAAAGAUAUUUUGAAAACCCAGUUUCCUGUCACAUCAUUAGUUCCGCAUAAAUCACCUUCAAUAAAAUAUUCUUUAAAAGAUCUAUCCAAUAUACCAGUAUCUAUACCACCUACUUUACAAUCACUCUUUUCUACUAUGGAAUUAAAAGAAUCUCACUUGUGUACUACGACAAAUAGCAGCUUCAAUCUAAUUGAUGAUGAUCUGGAAUUUCUCAAUGAUCUGCUUCCAUCGUCUCCAAACUGA